AUGGUCUCCGACGAUGGCGACGAAGUUGACGACUGCACGUUUGUCAUGUUCGGCCUCGCGCUUUUCUUCGCCUGCAUCCCGGUUCAGCAACGCGUAAUUCCCAGAGUUGAAGUGCAAAUAAACGCAAACAGAACAAUUUGGUCACGAGAUCCGACGCUUAAUGCCAAAGUGCAUCCAGAGCAAGUCCCGACGGAGAGUUUGAUCUUCUUCGGCGUCACGGUUCCAGUGACAAUCAACUUGCUGAUGAACUACGUGCUACCGAGGACAUUGAAGGUCCGACUUUUGCUGACAGAGUUCACUAAGAACCUCACUGGACGGUUCCGUCCGAGCUUCUACGACAUGUGCGGCUGGCAGUACGACGUGGUGUGGGAUGGCAACACCAACCUGUGCACCGACCCGGCAGGUGAAAAAGAGGGACGGAAGAGCUUUCCAUCGGGCCACGCUUCGUUUGCGUGGUCUACGAUGCUCGUGUUGACGCUCUAUUUGCUUGGACGAUCGCGUCUCAACUGCAGAAAUCGCAGUGAGUCUGCAGUGCGAGGCGGUCGAAAGAUGCUGAAGCUCAUGCUCUGCUUUGUGCCAUCCUUCGGGGCUGCAUGGGUGGCAGUAACUCGAACUAUCGACAAUUGGCAUCACUACGCGGAUGUUUUAGCUGGUAGCAUAAUCGGAGCCGUGUCUGCGUGCGUAUCCUACAGCUACAACUAUGGUUCUGUAUUCAGUUGGGACUCUGCGGGCGUCCCUCGUCAAGAACUCCAUUUCAACCGUUGUUUCACCAAAUAA
This is a messenger RNA of Phytophthora infestans T30-4, 777 nucleotides long. Its product is annotated as phosphatidic acid phosphatase. Lineage: Eukaryota; Oomycota; Peronosporomycetes; Peronosporales; Peronosporaceae. The record is from RefSeq and is a predicted model, not a curated record. Gene Ontology annotation, molecular function: phosphatidate phosphatase activity. Gene Ontology annotation, biological process: phospholipid metabolic process. The transcript has 4 exons. The coding region runs from base 1 to 777 and encodes 258 amino acids.